AAGAAAAGAAUGUCUCAUAUUAUUGCACAUGAUGUAAAUAAAAAGCCACGUACAAAGGAUAUUAAAAUACAGGAGGAUAUUACAUUUUUCCAAAUGGGAUUUUCCCAAAAGAUUUUAGAUGGGUUAUCUGUAUGUGGUUUUCAAAGGCCAUCACCUAUACAAUUAAAAGCAAUUCCAUUAGGAAGAUGUGGUUUUGACUUAAUAAUACGUGCCAAAUCAGGGACUGGUAAAACUUUAGUAUUUUGCAUAAUAUCACUUGAAAUGAUUAAUAUAGAUAUAUCAUCUGUACAAGUCUUAAUAUUAGCACCUACUAGAGAAAUUGCUGUACAAAUUGCACAAGUGUUUUCAUCUGUAGGUUGUGAAAUGAAAGGUUUAAAAGUUGAAGUAUUUAUAGGAGGAAUAGCUAUAGAGAGUGAUAAAAAAAAGUUAAAUAAAUGUCAGAUAGCUGUUGGUGCUCCAGGCAGAAUUAGACAUUUAAUUGAUGAAGGAUUUUUAAAUGUUGAAAAUGUUAGAUUGUUUGUUCUCGAUGAAGCAGACAAAUUAAUGCAAACUAGUUUUCAGAAAGAUAUUAACUAUAUCUUUUCAAAAUUACCAUUAAGUAAACAAGUUAUAGCAUCAAGUGCAACUUAUCCAGGAGACUUAGAAAUCUUCUUACAGACAUAUAUGUGCUCUCCUAUUUUAGCUUCUCCAGACGACAAUGAAUUAACUCUUAUUGGACUCAAACAGUUUGUAACAAUUGUUCCUUCUCAUCCAAAUGCUAUGAAACAGAUUCAAAUAAAGGUAGAUGAAUUAAUAAAAAUAUUUAAGAAAAUUCCAUUUAAACAAAGUUUAGUUUUCUCAAAUUAUCAAACAAGAGCUCAGUCUGUAUGUAACAAGAUUAAUUCUGUAGGGUUUGCUGCAACUUUUAUUGCUGGAAAUCAAGACAUGACUGAGAGACUUGAAGCUAUCAAUAAAUUAAAAACUUUCAAAUGCAAAAUAAUGCUAACAACUGAUUUAACUGCAAGAGGUAUAGACGCCGAUAAUGUAAAUUUAGUUGUAAAUCUUGACUUACCUAUAGAUGCACCAACAUAUUUGCAUAGAAUAGGGAGAGCUGGACGUUAUGGUUGUUAUGGAGUUUCUAUAACAAUAAUUGCGGAAAAUGAGUUGGAAACAUUAAAACAAUUACUAUUUUCUAUUGGAGGUUCAAGUUUUUAUUUACUGAAACUUCCUUCCAAUUAUCAAAAUGAUAUUUGGGCCACUUCCAGUUCAGAAUUUGAGAAACUUUAUGCAAAAUCUGAUAUUAAUGAUGAAAGUGAAUUUAACGUUAAUACUAAUAUGGAAUUACAUAAUAAUAUAAAGUCAGAAAAUAGUAAGACGAUGAAUAAAGAAGAUGUAGAUAACAUAUCAUUUCCUGAUACACAGAAAACGAACAAUAAUAUAAUUAAGCAUGUUAAUAACUAUUAUAAUGUUUCUUGUUCAAAAAAUUCACUUAAUUUACAAAAGAAAAUAAAAGUUAAUUCUUUAUUUAUGCCAAAGACUAAUAUAAUAAACGAAUCUCAAUGUAUUGAAGAAGAUAAGAAAGAGUCUACAAAUACAACGUCAUAUAAUUUUUCUAAACCUAAAGUUAUACAUAAUUUUACAUUAAAUUUUUCAACAAAUAAUCUGUCUGACUGGCAAAAAAGUAAUGAAAAUGUGGUAUUUAAAGUUGAUUUAUCAGAUGUUAAAGAAGAUGAUUUAUCAAGUUCUGAUAUUGAUAUGAUUGUUGAACAUACAAAGUAUAAUCCUCAUGGAAAAAAUACAGAAAAUUCUUCAUUAUGUGAUAAUUCUAUAAAAGUUAAAUUAUAUUCUGAAAAUACAAUUUCUAAGAAUACUAUAUGUAAUGAAAUAUGUCAGCUGGAUUCAGCACAAGAAAUUCAUUACAUUGAGGAUAGUAAUGCAAUAGCUGAUACUGCAAUUGUAUCAAAUAGUAUUCAAGAGGACGUGGAUGCUUUUGUUCUAAAAGAAUUAAAUUCUUGUCUGUUCGAACAUGUAAAAAAGUUAAGUACAUUUAAUGAUGAAUUGUGUUUAAAUGAUGAGAAAAUGUUAUUAAAACAGGCACUUACUUGGAAACAAAAACUUGAUUUUGAGAUUAAAUUAUUAAAUAAAACAAUGGAAUUCAUGAAAGAAUCUAUUCAAAAAUUUAUAUAUCAGGAACAUAUUGAAAUGCUUCAAGUAUUUUAUAAAAUACAAAAGCUAGCUCUCUUAUGUAUUUAUCCAGAAAUUCGAAACGAUGAUGAAAUAAAUGAUACCUAUUUAUAUUUUACAAUUUCUACAAAUAAAAAUAUACUUGGAAUAUAUAGUGAAAUAGAAAACUUCCACAGCUCCCACCGAAAAUCUGGAACAGGAUUUAACACAUACUUUCCAUACCCUGUCAAAAUAGAUUCAUAUAUGCCAAACCUUAUGAUUUUGAAAACAGAUAUAAAUCAGUAUCAUACGGCAUUACACUAUUUACAUUCAAAUCCUUAUCCUAGAGAAAAGUUAUUGCAAAUAGUAAGUUUUGUGGCAUUCAUUGAUGAAGUCAAGAAAUAUAACUUGAUAGAAAAAUUAGAAGCUUCAAAAAGUUUUUCAUUUAAUAAAUUAUUAACAGUAAUAAAAAACGAAUUAUGCAAUAAAGAUGUAGAUAAAGAUAGAUAUACAGAACAAGAAAAUAAAUCAUUAAAAUAUCUUGAUAAUACAGAUCAAGAUAAAAACGUUAAUUUAAAGGAUGAUAUUUUACAUAAUGAAUUAGUCGAUAUUCAAGAUAUAAGUGAUAUCACCAUUGAAGAGGAAAACAUAACGCUUAAUCAUGAUAAGUGGAAUAAAAUGAGUAAUAAUUACAGUCCUGAUAAUUCAGGUAAUUCAGUGUCAACUGAAUUUACUUCAGACGACUCUAUGAAAAUAGUAAAAUUUACAGAGUACGAAAGUUGUAACUUGUGUAGUAGUAUAUCAAAUACUUCUUCUAAUGAAAAUAGUACUCUUCCGGAUUAUAAAUCUGAAAAUGAAAAAAUAUGUGCAAAACACAAAUUUCAUAAGCAGAACAUAAUUCAGAAGCAAGAUGAUACGAUUAAAGAAAAGGAACAAUUUUUGCACGAAGUGACAGAAAUUCAUUUGAAUGGCACGUCAUGUAAUUCAGACAAUAGAUUAUCUGAUGGAACUAACAUGUAUGAAAAACAGUCAAAGUCACGAAUACAACUAGAUUUAUCAUCUAGGUCUUGUCAAGAUAUUUCUGUUUCUCAAGAAUUAUGCAUAAAUAAUGAAUCACAUAAUUUUAUAUCUGUUUCUAAUGAAAGUCGAAAUUACAAUGUAAAAAAUAUAUCCCAGAGACAUUCAGAUGAUAAUGUUACAACUGAUAUAAUUGAUAUUUGCAAUACUAAUUGUUGUAAUAAUAAAUUACAACAAAGGUCAGAAAAAUCUGCAGAUACACAAUAUGAUACUUCAUUUUACAAUUAUGUGCAUAAAGUUCCUGAUACUAACCAAAUGGAAAAUCAUAUAUAUUCUCCUAGAAAUUCCUUAAAUUAUAAUUUUUCAGAGAAUACACAUAAUUUUCGUUAUCCAUUGAAUGAAAGCGUUAAUGAAACGGAUAUUGAUCAGUUUUUAUCAUUAUUAAGAGUUGAAACAGAUCGACUACAUUUAGAACUUUAUAAAUCAGAAAUGUUUCGUAAUUUAAUGACAAAUCGGAAUUGA
Eufriesea mexicana is the source of this 3681-nucleotide messenger RNA. RefSeq lists its product as uncharacterized. The transcript is spliced from 6 exons. The record is from RefSeq and is a predicted model, not a curated record. Lineage: Eukaryota; Metazoa; Arthropoda; Insecta; Hymenoptera; Apidae. The coding region runs from base 10 to 3681 and encodes 1223 amino acids. Gene Ontology annotation, molecular function: nucleic acid binding; ATP binding; RNA helicase activity.